UGCUCUUCUUCUUCCCACUGCAGCCACCCGAAGAAAAAAAAAGGGAAACCCAGCCAUGCCUUUGAGAAACCGGCGAGAUAAGCUUGGUUUUCUCCUUCCUUUCUUGCUCUAGAACACACCUAGAACCCAGAAAUCUUCCCCCCCCUGCUGGAAAAGCCGGAUCUGCCCUGCUCUGCUUUGUCCUUCCGCCAGCUGCUCUUGAUUGUGGGUGAUUUCUGGGCCUUUUUUUGGUAAGAACAGCCCCUAAUUCCUUUGUUCUUGCUUGAAUUGGCUUGGGUUAACUUUGAUUGCUCUUAUUUCCUCCAAUUUUGGGUAGUUCCGUGAGUUUCUCCCCUGCACUGCCGCCGGCUUCUUCCCCCUGCUAGGUCCGGUUCCUUGCUUGUAAAUUCUGGUUCUUGAUCGUCUUGUCAGUUUAGUAUGUGAAUUGAGUGCUCGGUUUUAUGCGAGUGAGGUAAGUAAAUUUAUGGUAAUGCCCAUACUGUUUUAAAAGCAUGUUUUGAUUUGUUUUUGAAGUGGUGGCGAGACUAAACCCGUUUUACACAAGUGUGACUGAUUUGACGUGAAAUGUUUUAUGUUUUUCAUUAAAUUGAGCAUGCCUACUUGAAAGUGAUUGUGAAUUGUCCUGAUGAUUUGAAAGUGAUAGUGAAUUGUGAUUUUUCUGUUAACUUUUGCUUGUUUUGUCUCCGAUAUGGUCAUGUUAUUCGUGUGCCUGCUAGUGGGAGGUUUAUAAACGCUAGCACAUGUCGACAUGUUACUGAUAGAACCGGUUCGUUUCUGUUAUCUUGCUAGUGGGAUUAUACACUAGUAAAUUGUGUGCUUGUCAGUGGGAGGUUUAUAACACUGGCCGUGACCUAUAGAGGAGACGUCUAUUUCGUUCCCGUACUGUAUCCGUUUUGCGUGAUUGCACAUGUGGCAUGCUAUAAGUUUAAAUAAGGGGCACUCCAUAUUUUACUUACUGAGUUUAUCUCAUAGUUUUUCUUGUCCACCAUUUCAGGAAGUGAAACCGAGGACGAGGAAACCACGGGAAGUGACGAGUUAGAAGGCUAGCCAUAUUGUAAUUGGAUAUAAAUUUUAGAUAUGAAUCAUGAUCUUGUAUUUGGAGAUUUUAUGAUAUUUGAGAGAAUUUUAUAAUUUGAUCUUCAGAGUUUGGUGGUAUUAGAGUGUGAUGUGAUAAGUUCCGAGCCUUAUGCAUUUGUGGGACCCCUCUCACGAGUGCACGGUGUCUGUCGCGUCUCGAAAUUGGGUUUUGGGGCAUGACAAGUUUAAUAUAACAGGUAAUGUUAU
Molecule: messenger RNA, 1284 nt
Organism: Rubroshorea leprosula
Lineage: Eukaryota; Viridiplantae; Streptophyta; Magnoliopsida; Malvales; Dipterocarpaceae
Source: the annotation of a GenBank genome assembly